Molecule: messenger RNA, 7293 nt
Organism: Acinonyx jubatus (cheetah)
Lineage: Eukaryota; Metazoa; Chordata; Mammalia; Carnivora; Felidae
Gene: PDP1
Product: pyruvate dehydrogenase phosphatase catalytic subunit 1
Exons: 2
Coding region: 3073-4689 (538 amino acids)
Biological process (GO): protein dephosphorylation
Molecular function (GO): cation binding; protein serine/threonine phosphatase activity
Source: RefSeq, a predicted model, not a curated record
CCCAGAAAGGAUGGUGACUGAUUUUGUGUGUGGAUGGUUUUAGCUGGGUCGCCGUGGAAUUUGGGGUGAGGUAGAUAGAAAAAGGGAACAAAGGCGUCCUGGACCCGGAUAGCUUUGAUACCUUAGUGCAGCUUUCAGGUAGGGACAAAGGAAACUAAUCAAACAAGUGCUGGCUUGGGGCGUCGUGUCUUCUGAGGGAAGCCGGUUUCUUCAUUCAUGUAGAGAUAACAGGAGCUGUGAAAUGGCUAGCAUUUCCAGAAAAUGCUGAAAAAUUGUGAAGUCUUUAUACAGGGUGUUUAAUGCAAUUGGAUUACAUAAACUGAGGUUCUGACACGUUGAAUGACGAGUAUAGCUUUUUUUUUUCAUUUACACCAAAAGCUUUGAAAGCUAAAGAGCUCCGGAGUCGGUGCAGUAUAACAGCAUUUUCUAAUUAAUAUGGUCCGUGGGUUUAUUGAAUGAAGUAGAAUCGUUUCUUGGCACAGGCUCUGUCGAGCCCAUCAGUAAGAAUGGAUGGGUCUCUCUCCUGUUUCGGGUUGCAGUGCAUCUUUUCUUACUAGUCAUUGGCAAAAUGGGUCAAAUUUGCCUAGGACUAAGGUACUGCAUAUAACGUGGAUCAGGGAUAGGAACUUUUCAGUGAAACUGUGGUCAGAAAUCACUUGAAAAUAUGACAGUCCUCCAGUUUACUGACACUGUACCUUGUUGCUGUUCUUAAUUGCCUAAUCAAGAGCUUUCUACUUCAUUAGUUUAGUGAGUUUGUCAGCAAAAGUUUUGAUCUCAUGGGGUUUUGUUGUUGUUGAAUCACAGGAUAUUCAGAAAGAUACUCAGAGUUUUUGAAUGCUCACUUACGGUUUGAAAAAGCAUUUGCAAGCACUUUGGCUUGUGAGGAUAUCUGGUCUGAUGGAGAGACUAUGUCAUGUGUACCGGUGAUGAUACAACACUCAUGAAUCACAGAGCAGGGUUUUCAUGAAUUCCAUAUUCUCUAAGAAUUUGUCUUUUGAAGGUAUGCUGGGAGUUGGGGUAUUGGGAUACAUUCCCAGUCCAUAUGCUAAGCUCCUGAAAAACUGAAAGGUACAAUCGAUAAAAUCCACUCUGCUUUUUUUUUUUUUUUUUAAUCUCAAGAACUUUCGCCUCGAAGGAAAAAUGUAGUAUGUUAUCUGAGUAUUUCAGUGUUUGCUGUUUGAUUUUACAUAUUAUUGAAAGCAUCUGCUGCAUGAAUCCGUUCUUUUGCCACAAUAUUUCAUUCAUUUUGCAAUCAACUACAAAAGCAGAAAAAUUGUCAAAACGGAGGAAUUUAAGGAAAGUGCAGAUUUCUUGGACUUGUUAUUCCUUGGUUAGACAUACAACGAAAUCCUGCUGCUCAUCUAUCAAACCCCCCUUGCAAACACAUACACAUACACACGCACAAAGUAGUACUUUGAUUUGGUCUGCAUUCCAUACAGAAGCAAACAUUUCUUCUUCCUAUAAAAGUCUUAAGUUUUAAAGUAAGCACAAAUACAAACUUAUCUAAAGUUAUGGAGAGGGGUGCCUGGCUGGCUCAGUCGGUGGAGCAAGUGACUCUUGAUCUCAGGGUUGUGAGUUCAAGCCCCAGGCUGAGUGUAGAGAUUACUUAAAAAUAAGAUCUUAAAAAAAUAAUAAAAUUAUGGAGAAAAUUUCUCUUAAAAUGGUCAUCUGUUUAUAUUUUUAAUAAUAGAAAAUCUUUAUACAAAGCAUGAAAUGAGUUAAUGUGCUUUCUGCAUGCAAAUCUAACAAGGUACGGUUUAUGUCUGGAAGCCAGAGUCAUGUGGCACAACAUUUGAGCACAUCUCCUGGCUCAAUCCUGUACCCUUAACCUUUGGAUGACUUUCAGGUAUUUAGUUUAAAGUGCAGAGAUUUAUAUGGUUAGUCUUGAUAGAUUCCUGUUCAUCUGGAAUUUCUUUUUUUCAUUAUGGCAUUUCAGAAUGCUUAUUUAGUUAUUGAUCUUCUUUCCAAAAUUCUAAUCAUUGCCUUCUGUUGUAUAAUCUUAUCUUCAGUUUUUAAAACAAAUCCCUUCUGAAAUAGUGCAUUUAAAAUAAUGGUGCUUUCUAUCACUUGCAAAAGGGGUUCUGUAUGCCCACCUUAUGCAGUGCUCAUUACAGAAGCAAACAAGAAUAAGUUAUUAUUCGGUGUUUGGUUUUCUCUGCUCUCACACAUCCCACUUAUCACUUCUCCAAUUACUCUUCAAAAGAGGGUACCUGAAAAUAAUGUAAUAUAUAGCUAACAAUCUCUGAUACUUGUAAAUUUUUUUUCCUUAAUGGGUUCAACCUUAAGAAGGAAUUGCUGACAUUAAAACCCACAUGGUUUUGUUUUCUGUAUUAUUUUUUGUUUACUGCAUUUGUUUCCUUCUUUAACUCUAAAGUCUAUUUCUUUAUAGGCCAAAUGAGUUAUUUGAAGCAAUACCUCAACAAUUCAGGGGAAAUAAAUGUUAGAAGGAAGAAAGUUUUUUUCCCUUGCAUAAAUUAUCUGGAUUAAUGAUGCACAUUCAAUAAAUUUUCUAGAUAAAUGUCCAGCAAAAUAUUUUCAUUGUCACAUAGUGUCAGUGAUUUUUAUUUGGAUUCAUAUGUGUACCUUUUCUAUACAAACCUUAGACUAUUAGACUAUUAUUUCACUAUUCUUUAUUGCUUCCUUAAGGCAAAUACAUACUUUUAUUUUAAAUGUAAGAGAAAAUAUUUUUCUAGGGAUUGAAUUCUACCUCAAUCCAUAAUGGAUGAAAAUAGUGUUUCUGUAGCUUUCCCUUCUGGCUGAUUAGCAGGGGAAAAUGCUAGCAAGUAAAUUAAAUUACAGAACUGAGACCAUUUACUUUACUAACAAAGCCUUAGAGCUACUAGCGUACUUAAACUUCUUUUUAUCACAAAGCGUACAGUGAUUAAACAACGAAUAAAUGAAACCUGCAUUUGAUUUCAAAGCCUCACUGCAACAAACACUUAUAAAGGCAUAGAGACCCAGAAGAGGCCUUCGGUAGCAUCUGCUUCUGUGUGUUCACUUACAACCUAGGGAAGUGAGGCCCAAAGAGGAAUCCCCGUCAGAAGUGCCAGCCUGCCGCUGUUCUCUGAUGCCAUGCCAGCACCAACUCAACUGUUUUUCCCUCUGAUCCGUAACUGUGAACUGAGCAGAAUCUAUGGCACCGCGUGUUACUGCCACCACAAACACCUCUGCUGUUCGUCGCCUUACGUUCCUCAGAGUCGCCUGCGAUACGCACCCCACCCAGCCUAUGCCACCUUUUGCAGGCCGAAGGAGAGCUGGUGGCAGUACAACACCCAGGGAAGGAGAUACGCCUCCACGCCGCAGAGGUUUUACCUCACACCCCCGCAGGUCAACAGCAUCCUGAAAGCCAACGAAUACAGCUUCAAAGUGCCAGAAUUCGAUGGCAAAAAUGUCAGUUCCGUCCUUGGAUUUGACAGCAAUCAGCUGCCUGCAAAUGCACCCAUCGAGGACCGGAGAAGUGCAGCUACUUGCUUGCAGACCAGAGGGAUGCUCUUGGGGGUUUUUGACGGCCAUGCCGGCUGUGCUUGUUCCCAGGCAGUCAGUGAGAGACUCUUUUAUUACAUUGCCGUCUCCUUGUUGCCCCAUGAGACUUUGCUAGAGAUUGAAAAUGCAGUCGAGAGUGGCCGGGCACUGCUGCCCAUUCUCCAGUGGCACAAGCACCCCAAUGAUUACUUCAGUAAGGAGGCGUCCAAAUUGUAUUUCAACAGCUUAAGGACUUACUGGCAAGAACUUAUAGACCUCAACACUGGGGAGUCUACUGAUAUUGAUGUGAAGGAGGCUUUAAUUAAUGCUUUCAAGAGGCUUGACAAUGACAUCUCUUUGGAGGCUCAAGUCGGUGAUCCCAAUUCUUUUCUCAAUUACUUGGUGCUUCGAGUGGCAUUUUCUGGGGCCACUGCUUGUGUGGCCCAUGUAGAUGGCGUCGACCUUCACGUGGCCAAUACCGGUGAUAGCAGAGCCAUGCUGGGUGUGCAGGAAGAGGAUGGCUCUUGGUCGGCAGUCACUCUCUCAAAUGACCACAAUGCUCAGAAUGAAAGAGAACUGGAACGGCUGAAAUUGGAGCACCCAAAGAAUGAGGCCAAGAGCGUGGUGAAACAGGAUCGGCUGCUUGGCUUGCUGAUGCCUUUUAGGGCUUUUGGAGACGUAAAGUUCAAAUGGAGCAUUGACCUUCAAAAGAGAGUGAUAGAAUCAGGCCCAGACCAGUUGAAUGACAAUGAAUAUACCAAGUUUAUCCCUCCUAAUUAUUAUACACCUCCUUAUCUCACUGCUGAGCCAGAGGUGACUUAUCACCGAUUAAGGCCACAGGAUAAGUUUCUGGUGUUGGCUACUGAUGGGUUGUGGGAGACGAUGCAUAGGCAGGAUGUGGUUAGGAUUGUGGGUGAGUACCUGACGGGCAUGCAUCACCAACAGCCAAUAGCUGUUGGCGGCUACAAGGUGACUCUAGGACAGAUGCAUGGCCUUUUAACAGAAAGGAGAGCCAAGAUGUCCUCGGUAUUCGAGGAUCAGAAUGCAGCAACCCAUCUCAUUCGUCACGCGGUGGGCAACAACGAGUUUGGAGCUGUAGACCACGAGCGCCUCUCCAAAAUGCUCAGUCUUCCUGAGGAGCUUGCUCGGAUGUACAGAGACGACAUAACAAUCAUCGUGGUUCAGUUCAAUUCUCAUGUUGUAGGGGCAUAUCAAAACCAGGAAUAGUGGGUGGGUCUUACCCUGGCAAUUUUCAAAUGAAAUAGAUUUAAGGGGCAGAUAGAUUUGUGAAAGAUGCUAAUAUAAUAAGGGUUUCCAGUAGGUCACUAAACAUUUACCCAUUGAUACUCUAGCUGGUCAACUCCUCCAAAUUGACUUUCCGGCAGGGUGGCAGGAUCACGAGGGUCUCAUUCUGCCUAGCUCGGACCUCACGGCACCUGUGAUUGAGGCGAGUCCGUUCCUCGUUGCAAAUGUCUCAUGACAUUGGCUUCUUUUAUCGAUCUGAGAAAAUCAAGAUGACCUGGCAAGUAGGAUCUUGAAUAGGCCAAAAGCCAGGAUCUUGCUGGGCGUAUUCUCUUGGUAAAAGGGAAGAAACAUUCUGUUCACACCUGCAGACCCUUCUCGUCACUAAGAUUCCAGUGUACAUGAGAAUGUUUAUUUAUUGCAUGACUUCCUAGAUAUACAAUCUAUGCAUUAUUCAUAUAAAUUUAUUUUAGCCUGAAGUGGUUUUCAAAUCCAGUACUUAAGCCAUAAAUGACUGAGAACCAAGCAGUCUGAAUUUGUAAGUGUUUGUGAUUAUUUGACUGGAAUGCUUCUUAAAUGGAAAAACAAACUACUCCCUUCACCACCCCUGGUUACCUAAUGUAAUUGAAACUUUUUCUGUUUUGCCACAUGGUUGAACACAGUGUUUUUAGUUUGGUCCACUCUUAGAUUGAUGUUAAAUGAAGAAAAAAGAAUUAUUUUUUUAGUUUGUAUUGAUGAAAUGAUUUCAUUUAGUUUGAAAUAAAAAGAUCCAGAAUAAAAAGAAGAGACUGUUCAAUUAUUGUCAUCUGUAGCCACCAAGCACAUCAUGCUUAUCUCGUAAUCCCCACAGGCUUAGCAUGCUGUGUGUGGUGGGUAGACUGUUCAGGAGAUCAUCCUUCCAGUUUAGUCGUGAUAAGAAUGUUCCGCACUUUUUGGAAUUAAGUUUAAAUAUCAAAUUGGGGAGUAAGAUUUAAUAUUACUUUUGGUUAUUGAGACCAGGGAGGGAGUUUUUGUUUUUCUCCAUGUAGACAUAGGUCAGUUAAAAUAUUUGGUGUAAAAAUCACUAAAUGCUUUAAACAUGUUGUAGCUUAUAAAUAGGAAUUUAAGAUAUACACGUGAGAAAUUUUCAAACGUAACUGUUGUGCAUGCCUGAUGCUUAAUAGAACACUUAGUAGCAUCAAGUGUUGUUUGCAGCAGUCCCUGUAAUUAUAUGCAGUCCCUUCUAAUGCUGUAUCAAAAUAAAUGAAAAUAAACAUUCAGAUUGGCUUUUGGGGAGCUUUUUAAUAUGCAUCAACGGCAUUUGUUCCUGUAUUUAAUGGUGAUCUGUGUACAGCUGCGCAUAUAUUUUCAUCACUUAUUCUAGCAUCGCUGGUAAAAGAAUGGCUAUGACUAUGUUUGAUAUUCACAUAGAUUUUAAUACAACUCAUGAUCAGCUUUCCCUCGUGUAAUCAGUUGAGGGGUGUUUAGGAGUCCUUCUGAUUUCUGUAGAAUAUGAACUGGUUGUUCAAGGACUCCCUCUGGAUUGUGGACACUAAAGCAAUGUAGAACUGACUAAAACUUGUUCCAGUUGAAAAACAGACUCAGGAAGAUUGUAGUUCAGAGCAUCGUAUAAUGUUUAUUUUCUGAGGGUUUUCUUUUCCCCCCAUCUUUCCCCCUUAAUUCAGCUUGGAACUUUUCUUCCAGGCAGCAUCUUGGAAAAGGGAAGGCUCUACCAUAUAUUUAUUUCUAAAUGUUUUGACAGAGAUGUCAUCUUUUUAAUGAAAUAUAUGUAGACUGCUGUAGCAAUAAAAACCCAUUUUCAGGGGCACCUGGGUGGCUCAGUCGGUUAAGUAUCUGGCUUCAGCUCAGGUUAUGAUCUCUCAGUUCAUGGUUUCGAGUCCCGCAUCGGGCCCUGUGCUGACAGUGUGGAGCCUGCUUUGGACUCUGUGCCUCCCUCUCUCUCUGCCCCUCCCCCCCACUCUCUCUCUCUCUCUCUCAAAAAUAAACAUUAAGGAAAAAAACACCAUUUUCAGGCUAUUAUUUGAAUUUCUCUUGAACACCUCUACUGAAGAGUUCCAUGUAUAUACUUAAUAGUCUUGUCUCUAUUUAGUACAGUAUGUAUAAAUUUAGUUUCCAGUGGUCACAAUCAAGAUAGUAAUUCUUAUUUCUUGCACAAGAAACUUGGUCUGCAGUCUAAAAGUUGGUCUACUCUUUAGAAAUGAAAAUGCAGUGUGGAAAUGAAAAUAAGUGGAUGUUAGAUAUCCGAAUGUACUAUCAUCUAAAAGCAGUUGUAAUUUUAUUGUAAUUGGCUGUCACUGUGAUGUGAUGUGUAAAAAAAACACGUGAACUUUCAUAGUUUAGCCUUUCUUAAACUUUUUUUUUAUUAUGGAAACUUUCUAACACAUAUCAGCCUCUGUAUUUAUAUUUAAUCAGUGGCUCAUUAUAUUUAUAAUACGCCCUUAACUAAGUGGAAUGGUGGUAUGUUUCACAGUACUUGGUAAAAAAACCUGUGUCUUAUAAAAGAUGUAUCUGUAUGAAGAUGUGUAAAGUUUAUAAUAUUGGUCAGAGAAAUGCCCACAGUGAAUUAAAGCUUCAUAUCUGCUUUCUGAA